CUAAGUACCUACCAUUCCACACCGCUGCAACGUAUUCCUCCACUGGUCGGACACCUUGUUACAGAUCAUGAGUGGAUUCAAAGGUGUUAUGAAAGAGGGCUGGCACCCUAAGGGCCGAGAAGGAAAGAAGGAGAGCUGGAGGAACGACUUCAAAGGCAUCAAUCAAGUGGCGGGAUGGAUGGGGAAAGGGAAGGACAAGGAUGACGAUCGUGAAGAACGUGUCGCCAGACCUCUAUCUUCGCUCAAGGACCCGGCAUCUUUUGGACCACCGCCGAAACAUAUCAAGUACCAUGGUGCGGCAGCUCUGCCCAACGAGGUGACCCCAGAUCGGAGAGGACUAGGUGCUCCGCUAUCACAGGAGCAGACUAGUCAACAACAUGCCCAGCAGCAACAGCAAGAGCAAAGAGAGGAGGAGGAGGCUCAAAAGCCGGCGCCUCCACCGGUGCCAUACCGUGCGAACCGGACGGGUCUAGAUACCAGCAAUCUCCCGCCGCCCCCAGUCAGACGCAUGGAUUCUCCGGCAGAGCGCAUACCUUCUCCAAGUCUCGGGCCAAAACCGAGCCUUCCACCCAGCCUUCCGCCUAGGCUCCCUUCUCGAAACAAUUCCACUUCAUCCCCGCAUCCGCCUACCCCACCCCCGGCCUACUCUCCACAAUCCCAGACACCCUCGCAAGCCGAGGGAUACUUGAACCAAGCUGCUAUUUCCCGUAUAUCUCAGGCUGGUGUCUCGGUGCCUGCUCUUGGAAUAGGAAACAACGGCAACCAAUGGAAGCGAGAUAGCAAUUCUGCAUCUCCAACUCUUGCUGGUUCUGUCGGUCAAGCACCAGUGAACGAAUUGCAAAGCCGUUUCUCGCAACUGAGGACCUCGUCGUCGAGCUCUCCGGCUUCUGCGCCUCCCCCACCUGCUCGAACAAAUACAAAUGGCAGUGAGCCACCAUCCGUUUCCGCCUCCGACCCCAGAAGUGGCUCGUCUACCUACAAUGAUUUCCGGGAGCGGCACAACGAUAAGAUCCAAGCGGGAAAGCAGAAGCUGAAUGGGCUGAAUGAGAAGUACGGGAUUUCCCAGCGAGUCAACAAAUUCAUUGAUGACCAGAAGGCCCCCAAAAAUCAAGCACCCCCAGUGCCACCGCAUCCGAAUGCAAACCGUUCCACGUUCAGUGUUGAUACGGAUACGUUGGCUAAAAAGAAGGCCCCGCCUCCACCUCCUCCGAAGAAGGCAGGGAUGCGUUCCACGCCUGUCGCCGGGACAGCCCCGACGCCGCCGCCGCUUCCACUGAACACCAAACCCCGUUGAGCGGAGGUCUGGGUUGAUGUGUCCGUCAGCGUGUAUCAUUAGCAUAUGUACAAUUGCAUAGCCUUAUUGUUUCAUAUAUAUUUCUAUAGUCAGUCCUACAUAUCCGAAGGAG
Messenger RNA from Aspergillus sclerotioniger CBS 115572, 1406 nucleotides. RefSeq lists its product as uncharacterized. The record is from RefSeq and is a predicted model, not a curated record. Bases 68 to 1294 code for a protein of 408 amino acids. Lineage: Eukaryota; Fungi; Ascomycota; Eurotiomycetes; Eurotiales; Aspergillaceae. The transcript has 2 exons.